Messenger RNA from Neopelma chrysocephalum (saffron-crested tyrant-manakin), 1810 nucleotides. It is a transcript of the gene PTCD1, whose product is annotated as pentatricopeptide repeat domain 1. The transcript is spliced from 8 exons. Gene Ontology annotation, biological process: tRNA 3'-end processing. The coding region runs from base 1 to 1698 and encodes 565 amino acids. The record is from RefSeq and is a predicted model, not a curated record. NCBI's taxonomy places the organism in Eukaryota, Metazoa, Chordata, Aves, Passeriformes, Pipridae. Gene Ontology annotation, molecular function: tRNA binding; protein binding. Gene Ontology annotation, cellular component: mitochondrial matrix.
AUGUGUGAUUCUGACCUGGCAGAGGCUCUGGAGCUGUUUGAGGUGCAGAUGCUGAAGGAGGAGCGUGUCCAGCCGGCGGAAAGCAAUUACACCGUUCUCAUUGGUGGCUGUGGCAGGGUUGGCUAUGUGAAAAAGGCAUUCAGGCUCUACAAUGACAUGAAAAAACGAGGGUUGAUCCCCACGGAGGCCACUUACACGGCCCUGUUCAACGCCUGUGCCGAGUCGCCGUGGAAGGACUCGGGGCUGCAGAGCGCCCUGAAACUGCGGCAGCAGCUGCAGAGCAAGAACGAGGAGCUGAACCUCAUCACCUACCACGCCCUGCUCAAGGUGUGCGCCCUCUGCUCAGACCUCAAGAUGUGCUUCGAUGUGCUCAAGGAGAUUGUGCAGAAGGGGCAUGUCCUGACAGCUGAGACCUUCAGCUUCCUUCUCAUGAGCUGCAUAAAGGACAGUGAAAACGGGUUCCGAUACGCCUUGCAGGUUUGGAAACAAAUGACUAAACUUGGGAUUAAGGGCAACAGCCACACCUACAACCUGAUGCUGCGCGCGGCGAGAGACUGCGGGAUCGGCGACCCCGUCCUGGCCUCUGAACUCCUGCUCAGACCCCCUGAGGACUCACCUCAGCUACGGCUCCCACCUGGGAAGCAGAAGGAAAGGAUGAGAAAUUGGAGGAAGAAGGGAUCAGAGAGUGUUGCUGUCCAGCUGGAUGUGGAAGCUAUGGAAAAGCAGUUAUUUCCGGAGAGCUUGGUGCAGCCCAAGGAACCGAUUCAGCAACAAAAUAAAAAUGUGAAUCAGGCUGAAGAAGAACCAGCUGCUCCUGACAGCCCCAGUGUCACCCACAGCAGGGCUGGAGCCUUGAUGAGGAGAGACCACAGGGAGAUGGAGCUGGAACAGGCACACCCACGCCAGGAGCUGCCUUUCUGCAACCUGCCCAACUUGUUGGAUUCCAGGAUGCCUGACGCAGCCGUGGUUUCCUUGGGGACAGUGGCCACACCAUCCCACAGGUUGGCUUUGAUGGGGGACGUGGAGGGAUUCUUGAACAAAAUGAAAGAGGACAAUGCAGAGCCCAACAUUAAAACAUUCACGUUACUGGCUGAGCUGGUGGAACCCCAAAGCCCCUCAGAGUCCUCCUUGCUGGCACUGCUGGAUGAGCAUAAAGUGAAAGUAGAUGUGACCUUCUUUAACACUUUAAUAAGGAAGAAAAGCAAACAGGGAGACCUGGAGGGAGCAAAGAGCCUGCUGCCAGCUCUGGUGAAGAGGGGACUGUCACCCAACCUCCAGACAUUCUGUAACUUGGCAAUUGCUUGCCACCAGGAGAAGGAUGGACUGCAGCUCCUCUCGGAUUUGAAGAGGUCUGGAAUAACUCCCAACAAGUACAUCUACAGCACCCUCAUUGCUGGUGCUGUGAGGAAGCUGGAUUACAGUUACCUGACGGAGAUCCUGCGGGACAUGAGGAACAACGAGGUGGCUCCCAACGAGGUGAUCAUCCGCCAGCUGGAAUUUGCAGCACAGUACCCUCCAAAAUUCGACAGGUACAAGUCCAGGAACCCAUACCUGGAGAAGAUUGAUGGUUUCCGUGGCUACUACCACCGGUGGUUAAAAGUUAUGGCUGGAGAGGAGACUCCCCACCCCUGGGCCAAAUACAGGACAGCCAAACGUGGGGUGCAGGACAGCAAGGCCGAGGCUGUGCAGGAACAGUGAGAAGGAGGAGGGCAUUUCAAGUUCUUCUAGCACAAGGAACAUGCAUGACUUGCUGCUUCAAACUGCUUGUAGUAAAGCUGCUUCUACAUAAUAAAAUAUUUUGUUUUAAGGA